This is a messenger RNA of Mobula hypostoma (lesser devil ray), 1990 nucleotides long. Its product is annotated as peptide chain release factor 1-like, mitochondrial. Gene Ontology annotation, molecular function: translation release factor activity. The transcript has 8 exons. Bases 617 to 1930 code for a protein of 437 amino acids. Lineage: Eukaryota; Metazoa; Chordata; Chondrichthyes; Myliobatiformes; Myliobatidae. Gene Ontology annotation, biological process: translational termination. The record is from RefSeq and is a predicted model, not a curated record.
GCAGACAGCCCAUGUCACAAGUUCUGGGAGAGCUUACAGAGCUGACAUCCUCAGCGUACAGAAAGUCAUCGAAUUCACUGUUCAUUUUAUUUAGAGACACAGCACAGUAUAUGCCCUUCAAAAUGCUUUACCCAGCAAACCCCCCCCACCCCCCCAUCCAACAACCCUGAUUAACACUAACCUAAUCACGGGACAAUUUAUAAUGACCAGUUAACCUAGCCAACACGUCUAUGGACUGUGGGAGGAAACCGGAGCACCCGGAGAAAGCCCAUGCGUUCACGGGGAGGAUGCCGGGAUCAAACUCUGAACUCCGACACCCCUUGCUGUAAUAGCAUCGCACUAACCGCUAUGUUACCAUGGUGCCCAGUGUUCGAAGUAAAUUUAUUGUCAAAGUACAUAUAUAUAUAUGUUGGCUGGAUGUAGAAUUAUAGGGAUAACAUUAGCAGGGCAUUUGGAAAAGAGCAGAUAAGAUACAGGAGCCUAGGGACUCACGCCACCAGGUUCAGGAACAGUAAUUACCCCUCACCCAUCUGGCUCUUGAACCAGGUCAGGGAUCUGUGGACGCUCUGCUCUUGGUGGAAUUCCAUUGCCAAACUGCAGGACCACUUAGGAAAACAUGCUCGGUGCCGGGCGGACGCUACUGGACUUUGCCCGUGGCCACCUUCGCGCUGGGCGGUGCCUCGCCAAGCUUCAGCCCUGGUGCGUGAGGAAGGCUUUCCAUCUGAAGACGGGGCUGGGCACUUCCAAGCCUCUCGACGCUGCAGGCCCGUCCCGUGCUCGCAAAACGGAGGAGGUGUUCGGCCAGAGCUCGCUGCAGGGCUACCUGAGGGAGCUGGAGCGGGAGUACGCGGAGUCGCUGGAGAGACUCGCUGGUUGCCGGGCGUCCCCCGGGCGGGAGAGCGACAGUACAGCCAGGGAGCUGCAGAGGCGAGUGGGUGAGCUAGCACCGGUGGUGAACGAACUGCUGCAGCUGAGGGCCAAGGAGCAGGAGCUUCGAGACAUUGAGAUCCUGCUGAAAGAUGACGAUGCCGAUCUAAAGAGGCUGGCAGAGAGUGAAGAGAGUGGUUGCCAGGCAACGAUCCAGGGCCUGAGGACCAAGAUCCUUUCACUCCUGAUUCCCUCGGAAGAGGCGAGUAACAACGACCUGAUUCUGGAGGUGACAGCGGGCGUCGGCGGACAGGAGUCCAUGCUGUUUGCUGCGGAGAUGUUCGAAAUGUACCAGGGCUACGCAGCCUACAAGCACUGGGACUUUGACGUGCUGGACUACCGUCACAGUGAGCUAGGAGGUCUGCGACAUGCUGUUGCCAGUGUGAGCGGAGAGGGGAGCUAUGGACGCCUGAAGUACGAGGGGGGAGUUCACCGAGUUCAGAGGAUCCCCAGAACCGAGAAGCAAGGCAGGAUUCACACCAGCACCAUGACCGUGGUGGUAUUACCCCAGCCCACCGAGAUUGAGCUGACGAUCAGCCCAAAGGACCUGCGGAUCGAAACGAAGCGAGCGAGUGGGGCGGGAGGUCAACAUGUGAACACGACGGACAGCGCAGUCCGAAUCCUCCACAUCCCGACCGGUGUGGUGUCUGAGUGCCAGCAGGAGCGGUCACAGCUGCGGAAUCGCGAACGGGCCAUGCAGAUGCUGCGGGCUAAGCUGUACGGCAGGAAGCUGGAGGAGGAGACGAGCAGACGGCAGCAUGCUCGCAGUAUUCAGACUGGAACCAGGGGGAGAUCAGAAAAAAUCCGAACCUACAACUUUCCACAGGACAGGGUGACAGAUCAUCGGAUCGGCAAAUCGCUCUACAACCUAAAGGACUUCAUGCUGGGGGAAGAGCUCCUGGACGAGAUGAUUGAGGAGCUGAGAGGCCUUGCUAACACUGAACAUCUCCUCGAGUUCCUGGAGAACAUGCAGAGGCAACAGAAUAGAUCAGGGGACCGGUGACGGUCUUUCAAAACUCCAAUAAAAUUGGACUUGAUAUGCUCCGAUUGAUUUUAGAGUCUU